UCAAUUUGACAAAGAUUUUGACGGAUUGAGAUUGGCAACUGCGUUCCAAAUCACGGUAACGAUGUGAUAGCCUUCUAUUAGGCUGUCUUUGUCGCUAGCACGAUAAAAUUAUAUAUCUGUCUUACUCAUUAAAUAUCAAUAAAAUCUAUUGUUGUUGUUGUUGGAGCCAAUAUAAAACCGGAAGAAAAUAGUAUUUGUUAAUUAUGAAUUGAUUUCAUUGAUUUAAAAUCACCUCCGGUAAGGUUUAGGGUAGUUUAUUGUAAGCCCUACUGCUACAUCCAUGAGUACUUAAGUAUAUCAUUUACUUACACAAAAUUAUUAAGGCCUCAAUAUGAGUCGUGUAAGUCAAGUUCAGAUGAAGAAAUUGCUGGAUCUUCUGAGUGAAAAUGGUGUAUUAGUCGAUGGCAGAGUGAUGUAUACUAAAACUAAUAAGCAAAACUUUUGGAAACGCAUCGCUGUACAGCUGAACGCGGUUGAGGGAGGAGUUUAUAAGAACACUUGGAAAUGGGCAAAAAUGUGGGCAGACUGGAAGAACAAGACAAAGAAGAAGGCAAAUAUAUUGCUGAACAGAAAGAACCACCACACAGACCAACCAACACCCACUCUAACAAAUUUAGAGCUGAGACUCCUAAAGAUGAUCAACUUCCCUCUUGAAGAUAAGAAUGAUGCUAUCACUUUGGAAAUGGUUGUAAGCAAAGAAGGAUCAGAGCCAACAGAAGAAUUUCAAGCAGAAUUCUUAAAGCAGGACUAUGGCGAUGGAGACAUGUACAAGGAUAAAUCUAACACGGAGGAUGAUGUAGAUGACGAGAAGACGUUGGACUGCUUUAGUGGAGUAGAAAGCAAAUUCUGCGAUGUUGGUGAUAUUUUAGAAGAUGACAAGUUAGAAGAAGAUCCAGGUGAAGAUUCAUCAGAUUUUGAAGAGCAGCUCAAAUAUCAAGAAAAGAAAUUCAAAAAGAGGAAGAUGUCAUUAGAAGAAUAUAAAGUAAGAACAACAUUAAAAAUAGAAAAGGAGAGAGUUCAACAGAAGGGUGAAGAGUUAAGACUGAGAGCGCUGGAACUGAAGCUAAAAGGAGAAGAAUUAAGACUGAAAGAAAUUGAAAUGAAUAAAAUCAAUUAUUUGACUAGUAUUGAGGAAGAGAAGCUGAAAUGUUUUCAAGAAAUAUGCCUAUCUUUGAAAGAGCUUUUAGAAAGAACGAGAAGUGGCACAUUUCGUUAUCACAAUGCUUUGUAAAACAGUGUAAACAUAGUACAAAAACACUUCAGUA
This is a messenger RNA of Spodoptera litura, 1265 nucleotides long. RefSeq lists its product as uncharacterized. NCBI's taxonomy places the organism in Eukaryota, Metazoa, Arthropoda, Insecta, Lepidoptera, Noctuidae. The record is from RefSeq and is a predicted model, not a curated record.